Molecule: messenger RNA, 3367 nt
Organism: Hydractinia symbiolongicarpus
Lineage: Eukaryota; Metazoa; Cnidaria; Hydrozoa; Anthoathecata; Hydractiniidae
Product: AMP deaminase 2-like
Exons: 16
Coding region: 76-2676 (866 amino acids)
Biological process (GO): AMP metabolic process; IMP salvage
Cellular component (GO): cytosol
Molecular function (GO): AMP deaminase activity
Source: RefSeq, a predicted model, not a curated record
AGCAAAGGAGAUAUACUUGCAUUUAGUUCGAGUUAAAAAAACAAUGCAAACUCGGUCAACCAUUUAAAAAACACAAUGGCUGCCAAACAUAAACAAACUGUGAUUGAUCAGCUAGAUAUAACUGAAGUAGAAGCCCAGCAUCAAUCAGAUGAUAUCAGUAGGUCUCCGCGAGACAAAGCAAGAAGGAAAAAGAUAUUUGAUGCAUGUUUUAUCAAUAAAAGUUCCAGACCGUUACAAAGAAUGUAUUCGUCCGACUUUCAGACUACCUUAGAUACAUUUGCAAAUGAUGAUGCUUUUGAAUACAAUAACUUAACAACUAGAGAAGAAAGCACUCUGUUUAAUUUCCCCCAAAAACCUAUCGAACAAGAUGCGCUACGUCAGGAGGAAGUUGAGAUAGAAAAACGCGUUAACAAAAAAAGAAAGGAGACAUUAGGAGACUGGAUAAGUCAAACAUCUGAGAAAAAGCAAUGUGAGGAUAUAGAUGAACUGGCUACAGAGUUAGACAGAAAGCAAACACCAUUCUUUCAAAGAGUUAAUGUAGGUGAACAGAGUGCUGCUGGGGUACCAGUUGAGGAGCUUAACCAAGCGGCACAACUUCUAUGUGAAGCAUUAUACAUCCGGGCUAAGUAUAUGGCACUAAGCUUACAAAGUUUUAAUCCUAUCACAGCACAAUCCUUGGAAACAGUUAACGAAGAAUAUAAAUUAAAGAAUUUUUACAACAGACUUUCUGAAGACCAUUUAGAUUCACCUAGAGAAAAACUGAGACACUACUCAUCCUUACUAUACGCAAAAAAGACUCGACUUGUUUGUACAGAAAACACAACUAACACAAUACCACUGACCAAUACUAAUCGACACCGUUUAUAUGGUACAGCACAUGCGUACAUUGCUAACCAUGUUUGUGAAGCCAUGUGUGUUCUUCAUGAGAAUGAACAUUUAUUGCCAGAUGGCACUGUUUGGCGCCCUUUUGAAUGUGAAGUCCCUGGUGACAGUGGCUAUAUGUUUGAGCUUGUUGAUGGAGUGUUCCAAGUAACUGGCUGCAAAAGAGAGGUUAAUGGUGAACUAAAUACAAAUACCAAAACUGAAACAGUUGUUCAUCCAUAUCCAUGUAUUGAAGAAUUUAUGGAAGAUCAGAAGGUUUUGUUGGCAUUGUCAACUCAUGGACCAGUGAAGUCGUUUACAUUUCGACGAUUGCAAUAUUUACAGUCCAAAUUUCAGUUGCAUUGUCUACUAAAUGAAAACAAAGAACUUGCAGCACAAAAAGAAAUUCCUCAUCGUGAUUUCUACAAUGUUCGAAAAGUUGACACUCAUAUACAUGCAUCAUCUGCUAUGAACCAGAAACAUCUUCUUCGAUUUAUAAAAAAGAAAGUGAAAGCUCAUGGAGAUGAUGUUGUGGAUAUGGUGGACGGGAAACCUGUCACACUUUCAGACAUGUUCAAAGAAUUAAAUUUGAAUCCGUAUGAUUUAAGUGUGGACAAAUUAGACAUGCACGCAGAUCACAAUACAUUUCACAGAUUUGAUAAGUUUAAUGCAAAAUAUAAUCCAAUCGGUAAAAGCAAACUACGUGAUAUUUUCAUGAAAACUGAUAACUAUAUGGGAGGACGAUAUUUUGCUGAGAUGAUCAAGGAAGUGAUGUCAGAUUUGGAGGAAAGUAAAUACCAGAGUGCUGAGCUAAGAAUCUCCAUAUAUGGCAGAAAGAUGGAUGAGUGGGAUAAACUUGCUAAAUGGGCUGUGGAUCAUGAUGUUUCGUCAUAUAAUGUGCGAUGGUUGAUCCAAAUACCCAGGCUGUAUGAUGUGUACUAUACAAACAACCAAAUUGAAAACUUUGAACAGGUGAUAGAUAAUAUAUUUCGUCCACUGUUUGAAGUGUCAGUGAAUCCGUCGUCGCAUCCGCAUUUACAUCGUUUCUUGAGACAGGUCAUAGGCUUCGAUAGUGUUGAUGAUGAGAGCAAGGCCGAGCUGUUUUCGUUUACGAAGCAUUCUCCAUUACCUAAAGAUUGGAACAACGAACACAAUCCACCCUACGCGUAUUAUCUUUAUUACAUGUACUCAAAUUUAGUUGUGUUGAACCAUUUGCGAAGGGAGAGAGGAUUAAAUAUUUUCACACUGCGUCCUCAUUGUGGUGAAGCUGGACCUGUGAAUCAUCUGGUCACGUCCUUCAUGCUGGGUGAAAAUAUAUCUCAUGGGUUGUUACUUAGAAAGGUUCCCGCCCUGCAGUAUUUGUAUUUCUUGGCGCAAAUAGGUGUCGCUAUGUCACCGCUAAGCAACAAUAGCUUAUUUUUAAACUACCAUCGAAACCCGUUACCAGACUUCUUGGCACGCGGGUUGUUGAUCUCCUUAUCCACAGAUGAUCCAUUGCAAUUUCACUUCACAAAGGAACCUUUGAUGGAAGAAUACAGUAUCGCUGCGCAAGUGUGGAAACUCUCGCCCACUGAUAUGUGCGAGUUGACGAGAAAUAGCGUGUAUAUGUGUGGUUUUGAACAUAAGGUGAAACAACAUUGGCUUGGUGAUAACUACAUGGUUGGUGGGCAUGAUGGAAAUGACAUCACGAAAACCAACGUUCCAGACAUCCGGGCUUCGUACCGUUACGAAACACUGGUAGACGAGUUACACAUUCUUUCUUUAGCUGCUAAAGAUGCUUUAAAUACGAACUCUGGAACGAAGUCGAAACGUUGAUGUCACAACGCUUUUGAAAUUUUGGAUCACGUGAUCACGUCUGAAGUACGUGGUUUUUCUAUUUGCAAAGUAUUUUAAUGUAUAUACAGUUUUUCUUAUUAUCAAAGUUUAAUUUUUUGGCUGAAAUAUUGAUAGCAUAGGAUUUUUAUUUUAAAUAUACCAUGGAAAUAUAAACUUAUUAUUAAAUAUACUAAUUUUGACAUAAUAUAUACAAUAUGUAGUCAAAAAUGAAUCUAUAUAAAAGUAAUAAAUAAACAUAUAUGUAAAUUUUAAGAUAAAAGCAUUUUUUUGUUCUCAUUUUUUAUUUACUGAAUGUUACUUUCUUCUUUCUCCAUGGAAAGAAUGAUGUUCAGAUGGUCUACAUGAUGAAAAUUGACAUUUCUGUCAGAUUGAGUCAACUCACUGUUUCUGAUUGGUUUAAAAUUAAUUAUUCCCGCUAAACGGUAAUAAAGAUUUUUUUUGUUCAGCGGACAUUCUGGUAAACAGCGAAUCACAUUCGAGAACUCCUUUCGGACGACCAGAAAAAUCUGACAGCUGUGCACAAACGAAUAUUAUCGUGAGAGAGAAAUCCGUCCAGUUUCCCUUCAGAUGUUAGUUAACUUUAUGGAGAAAUAAAUUUAUUAUGCAGUAUUAAAUAUCUUUUAUUGUUUUUUAUGUAUACAUUAUUUCAGAAUAUUUGCUCAUGUAGUUA